AUGAAAAGGAGGCAAGACCUCAUGAAGCUCAACCCAGAGAAUGAGAUGUGGCAGCACAACAUGGUCAAGACGACACUAGGUGGCAACCUGGUAUGCCAAUACUCGGUGAGAUCGCCGAGAGAAGGGGCCUAUAUUACCACCGUCGUCGAGGCGAUAGGAGUCGACAUGACUCACAUGAAGUACCGCGACAUCAUGUUCGACAACUGGAAGGAUGCCGUGAUAGCGGCUAAUGGAGGUGACAGAACGUUGAAGGUCAUUGAGAUUAACAGCAUCGACCACAGCCGCACCCAGAAGUGCAUUGAGAAUGCACGCCGAUAUGCCGGUGGAGUUCUCCCAAACGAGACAACGCGUUACAAGACUUUUGAAGUGACAGACGCGAACAACGAGGCCUGGCAAGCCCUCAAUGGCAAAGAGCAGAAUCCGUUCAUCCAAGGCAUCGUCAAGUUGCUAGAGGAGUACGGCACCGAGCUGAACGGCGAAGAGAGAGACCGCAGCCCCAGAAUUGACAGAGUCGUCUGCGGCAUUUACCUCCCCGAGACGCCCAAACCCGAUUUGAAAGCUAAACGAGAAGCUCCACUCCGUCCUGACGGCAGAUCCAUGCGUGGUUCCACUACUCCCACCAGUCCGGCCUCCUCUGCUUCCGAUCAGGCUCUACGCAGUCUCGCGGAAAGAAAUAUCGCUACUACAUGGCUGUGUUCAUCAAGUGGGAGUAUUACUAAGUGCAAGGGCGGUAUGGUCGGCAAUGGAUGA
This is a messenger RNA of Anthostomella pinea, 750 nucleotides long. The record is from the annotation of a GenBank genome assembly. Lineage: Eukaryota; Fungi; Ascomycota; Sordariomycetes; Xylariales; Xylariaceae.